Messenger RNA from Exophiala aquamarina CBS 119918, 1599 nucleotides. RefSeq lists its product as uncharacterized. Lineage: Eukaryota; Fungi; Ascomycota; Eurotiomycetes; Chaetothyriales; Herpotrichiellaceae. The transcript is spliced from 2 exons. Gene Ontology annotation, biological process: cinnamic acid catabolic process; ferulate metabolic process. Bases 1 to 1599 code for a protein of 532 amino acids. Gene Ontology annotation, molecular function: carboxy-lyase activity. Gene Ontology annotation, cellular component: cytoplasm. The record is from RefSeq and is a predicted model, not a curated record.
AUGCAUAUUGAAAGGUUGACUACGAGGCUGCGGGAUGACUCUCUCUUGGCAUUCCCGAUUGGGGACCACCCUAAAUACUCAGCGACAAGGAGACACAAGACGAAAGGGCGUCCUGUUUAUUGUGCGUGGCGCGGAGACAGACGCAGUUUCUGUCACUGCACUCAUUACCAUGGCCAGAACUUCUUUGCUACCCUCAAUGCGAUCGUUGAGACCCAGGCCGAGAACCUUCCACACAUAUUUGACGACAAUGGAGCAAGACCGAGCACGAGGCUGGCUCAUAGCGACAGGAAGCCGGCUCCCCAUCUCGAUUUCCGUUCCUUCGUCGAUGAGCUCCGCUCUGACAAUGACCUGGCAGAUAUCAACGCCGAAGUUGACCCUCACCUUGAAGUAGCAGCUAUCAUUAGACGUGCGUACGAAGUUCGUUCCAAGGCGCCACUGUUCAACAACGUCAGAGGCGCCAGAGAUGGACUCUUUCGCAUCCUCGGGGCACCAGGAGGACUUUCGCAUGAUUCAAAGUAUCCUUACAAGUGUCUGGCCCGCCACCUCAGUCUUCCACCAACUGCUCGUCUGAACGAUGUCAUUGACAGAAUGCUUUCGGCCAAGGGAGCAGCACCAAUUCCUCCAGUUCAUGUCUCCGAUGGACCGUGUAAAGAAGUCAAGAUAUUCGGUGACGAUAUUGACCUCACACGUCUUCCAGUGCCCCUUCUCAACAAAGCCGAUGGCGGGAAUUACAUCCAAACUUUGGGAAUCAACAUAGCGUUAGGAGCACCGCCUAUCGCAGUGAUGGCAGCGAGUAUGCCAUUACCCCAGGGAGUAUCCGAAGCAGAGUACGUGGGAUCGCUUUGCGGAUCGCCUCUCGAAUUAGUCAAAUGUGAGACGAAUGACAUGUGCGUGCCUGUGAACAGUGAAAUUGUACUGGAGGGCACCAUUUCGGUCAAAGAUCGAUGCAAAGAAGGUCCGUUUGGUGAAAUACAAGGGUAUAGCUUCUUGGAUGAGAAUUCUUUGCAGCCAUUGUACAAAGUUUCGGCGAUCACUCAUCGAAAGAACCCGAUUCUUCCAGUUUGCGUGCCAGGACGAGCUACUGGGCCAGACAAGACGCACACAAUGAUAGGCACUCUUGCGGCCGCGGAGAUCAAGCAUCUGUUGCAGCAGGAUGGGCUUCCUGUCAUGAAUGUCUUCACCCCGUUCGAGUCGCAGGUCAUCUGGGCGGCCGUUCAGAUUGAUCGAGCUAAAUUGGCAAAACUCAGCACCAAUGCCAACGAACUCUGCAACAAGAUUAGGAAUAUGAUCCACCGUUUACUCAUCGUCGGCGAUGACAUCGACCCAUUCAGAUUCGAAGACGUCACAUGGGCGUUUGCUUCGCGAUGCAGACCUAGUCUCGAUGAAUUCCAUUUCGAAGACGUGCCGGCUUAUCCGUUGGUAUCCUCCAUGUCCCAUGGCAUUGGGACUAAAGUGACGGGCGGAAAAGUGGUAGGGAAUUGCCUGUUGCCUAGCAAGUACAAGGGUGAGCAGGGCUGGGUUACCUGCGAUUUCGAAAACGGGUAUCUUGACGACCUCAAGAAAAGAGUGCUGUUGAGAUGGGCAGAAUUUGGAUUAUAG